UCUGACCUUUGGUAUGCCUUGGCGAAAGGUGAAAUGGACCAAAUGUUUCCUGCUGACCUCUAUUGGACUCCUCCACUCUUCAUCAGCGGUAUUGUUGUCGGCCCCGAGGAUCGGGGGAGCUCUGGUGGCCAAUCUCAUCUGUUCCUGAUUUUUUCAUUUUCUCCCUAA
Messenger RNA from Protopolystoma xenopodis, 168 nucleotides. NCBI's taxonomy places the organism in Eukaryota, Metazoa, Platyhelminthes, Monogenea, Polystomatidea, Polystomatidae. The record is from the annotation of a GenBank genome assembly.